This is a messenger RNA of Trichoplax adhaerens, 1947 nucleotides long. RefSeq lists its product as uncharacterized. NCBI's taxonomy places the organism in Eukaryota, Metazoa, Placozoa, Uniplacotomia, Trichoplacea, Trichoplacidae. The coding region runs from base 1 to 1947 and encodes 648 amino acids. The transcript is spliced from 24 exons. Gene Ontology annotation, molecular function: protein binding. The record is from RefSeq and is a predicted model, not a curated record.
AUGCCUUUAUUUAAGUCCAAAAAACAGCAAGAGAAAAAUGAAGAAGCAAAAAAGAAAGUACAGAAGCGAUUGUACUUGGCCAAGGAAUCUCCGGAACCGCUUGUCGAUUUAUCAGAAUGUGAAUUAACAGAGGUUCCUUCCGGUCUUUACUCAACAUGCAAUGUCCUAAGAAAGGAGAAUCUGCUGUUGUAUUGCAAUAAAUUGCGCUCGCUAUCUGGUGGUGGGGAUCUAAAGAAUCUAGCUACAAUCCGAGUUCUUGAUCUUCACGAUAAUCAACUAACAAAGAUCCCUGAAGGCAUACGUCACAUGCAGUGUUUGCAAAUAUUAAAUUUAGAAAAAAACAAGAUAUCAACUAUUUCCAAUGAGAUCGGACAACUUGUAACUCUACAAACUUUGAAUAUUAAAGAUAACGCUGUUAAAGUACUAACUGAUGAUUUGGCGAAACUUAAAAGUUUGCGAAAUUUGGAUCUAUCCGGAAAUCCAAUAUCGUCGUUACCGAAAGACGUGUGCAAAAUAAAAUCACUUGAGACAAUAACAUUAUCUCUUGAUACUCUAAGCUAUCCUCCAAAAGAUGUAGCGAAACAAGGAACAGCAGCCAUAAUGAAAUUCCUAUGUAAAGAUUCAGCAGAUGGGAUAGUUGAAGCUAAAAUAAGCGGCAGUAAUAAAAGAAAUAUUCCUUUCGAAGAUACUAAUGUUGAAGAAAAGAAACGUCAAGAAAGAUUAGAAAUCGAGAGACAAUUUUUAGAAUCUCAGCAAGAACAAUCCAAUUUAGCUGCAAAAGUAAAAAAGUCUCAGGAAAGCUUAGUAAAUACUCUAGCACGCGAGAACGCUGAUAUAGAGGGUAAAUUAAAAUUUGAACAAUCAAAGCAGACGCAAUUAAAAAAGGGUUUAGUUGACCGGUUACAAACGGAGGAGCACCAUUCCUCUCAAGCUGUAGCAAGUAUAUUAGAAACGAACGAAAGGUUACGUAACAAGGAAAAUAUACUGAAAAGCUUUGAGGAGGAAAGAAAUGCCAUUGAAAAACUUGUAAAGGUAACUGUUGAAGAGGAGGAAAAACUAAGAAAGCAGGAAGUCUUAGCCACCAUGAAUAAACUAUUGCGAGAACAACGAACCUUAGAAAUGAUAAGAAAAGAUUAUGAGUCCAAUAAGGAUAUCAGUACUCGUAAAGCAUUAGAAAGUUCUGUUACAGAUGAUGAGAAAAUCGGAUCCUUAAUAGCAUCGCAAAGCCAAGGAAAAUCGGCCAUGAUUCAACAUAUUGCCAACGAAGAAACAAUGCAAGUAAUGGCGUUUCAGGCUCUACUAUUUAGCAAGGAUGCUCAGAAUAGUCGUCUAGCUGGUGAAAUCAUGCGAUUAGAAAACGAGUUGACUACAUUAUCAAUAGAAGAGGCCAAUAAAAGAGGAAAUCGACAAGAUACAGAAACAAUCUCUCUAGCUCUUAAAAGGGAAGAAACGGCUGCUUUGCUAAAACAGCUAACUGAAGAGCAAGCAAGACGCCAAGACGAACUAAAGAAUAGACUAACUGAAAUGGAACAAAGACGUGAUAAUGAAAUUAAGGAUUACUGGCUAAUUCAGUAUCAGCGGCUAUUAGAUGAAAAACCUAAAAUCUUAAUAGAGAUGGAACAUGAACUCGAUGACGAUGUUGUUAUUGUUCUUGAGAAGGCUGGAGCUCUUGAUAUGGAAGUAAUGUUUGCGCGCCAUAAAGUUAGAGCCAGUGAACUACCAGAUAUGGACGAUGAACGUCUCCGCCAAUCUGGGUCUUCAUAUGCAACUCCUACAGCAACAUCUGAUUUGAGCGCAGAAUGUUCGAUUUGCAUGGAUGCACCGGCAAAUGUUGUGUUUCUGGAUUGUGGCCAUGUAUGUACCUGUUUAAAGUGUGCUGAAGCAAUGACUCACUGUCCAAUAUGUCGACAGCUGAUCAUACGAAAAAUCCGAAUAUUUGCGACGUAA